Rattus rattus (black rat) is the source of this 1465-nucleotide messenger RNA. RefSeq names its product 5'-nucleotidase, cytosolic IIIB (gene Nt5c3b). NCBI's taxonomy places the organism in Eukaryota, Metazoa, Chordata, Mammalia, Rodentia, Muridae. The record is from RefSeq and is a predicted model, not a curated record. Gene Ontology annotation, cellular component: cytoplasm. The transcript is spliced from 9 exons. The coding region runs from base 123 to 1025 and encodes 300 amino acids. Gene Ontology annotation, molecular function: 5'-nucleotidase activity; magnesium ion binding.
GGAGCCAGCCUAGAAACGGCCCGCAGCUCCUAGACCGACGCGACUUGUGAGAGGCGACGCCUGCGCAGUGUGGCUGUAAGGCGGGAGCUGUCUUCGGAGCCGCCCACCAGGCCAGCGGCGCGAUGGCGGAGGAGGUGAGCAGCCUGAUGAAGGCCACGGUCCUGAUGCGGCAGCCCGGACGGGUGCAGGAAAUCGUGGGCGCCCUUCGCAGGGGCGGAGGAGACCGCCUGCAGGUGAUUUCUGAUUUUGACAUGACCUUGAGCAGAUUUGCUUACAAUGGACAGCGAUGCCCCUCUUCCCACAAUAUUCUGGAUAACAGCAAAAUUAUCAGUGAGGAUUGUCGCAAAGAGCUCACCGAGCUCUUUCACCACUAUUAUCCCAUUGAGAUCGACCCACACCGGACCAUCAAAGAGAAGCUGCCUCACAUGGUGCAGUGGUGGAGCAAAGCCCACACCCUCCUGUGCCAGCAGAGGAUACAGAAGUUCCAGAUAGCUCAGGUGGUCGGCGAGUCCACUGCGAUGCUCAGGGAGGGCUAUAAGAUGUUCUUCGACACACUCUACCAUAACAACAUUCCUCUUUUCAUCUUCUCGGCGGGCAUUGGUGAUAUCCUGGAAGAAAUUAUCCGACAGAUGAAGGUGUUCCACCCCAACAUCCACAUUGUGUCCAACUACAUGGAUUUCAGUGAGGACGGUUUCCUGAAAGGAUUCAAGGGCCAGCUCAUCCACACCUACAACAAGAACAGCUCCGUGUGUGAGAACUCCAGUUACUUCCAGCAACUGCGGAACAAAACCAACAUCAUCCUGCUUGGAGACUCCAUAGGGGACCUCACUAUGGCGGAUGGGGUCCCUGGAGUGCAGAACAUUCUGAAGAUCGGCUUCCUGAAUGACAAGGUGGAGGAGCGGCGAGAACGUUACAUGGACUCCUACGACAUUGUGUUGGAGAAGGACGAGACGCUGGACGUGGUCAAUGGGCUGCUGCAGCACAUCCUGCGCCAGGGGGACUGUGUGGAGCUACAGGGCUCCUAAGGCUCAGGCCGGGCCCUUCCUCAGCCAGGAGGAGGAGUCCACGCCCACAAAGCCUCCCCUGUCAGCACCGAGAGAAGCCCAGGGCAGACAAAUGCUGCUGGGCCCUUCUACACUCUCUGACUCCUUCUCCAUGCCUCUGCCUUCCUUUUGCUCGGAAGCAGCUUGAGGGAGGCCUCACCUGUGGUAAGGCAGCAAGCGUGCAUCCAAGUAAACCGUGGACUACAGCGUGAGCCUUCUACAGAUCAUCUGGUUCAAAGGUUCUCUCUAAGAAAGUUUUCAGAGCUGGGAAUGCAGACGGCUCAAUGGUGAAGUCGCUGCCUAGCAUGUGGAGGGCCCUGGGUUCCUUCCCCAGCACUGUACAGAGAGAAAGAGAAACUGUAUGUCAGACAAAUAUAAUGUGUGAAUCAGAUGAAAAUUAAAAAAACAUGCUGGGCGGUGGA